CCCAGGUGGAGCUGACGGGCAGUAGUGUGUUUGACUACAUCCACCCAGCUGACCACGUGGAGAUGGCCGAGAGGCUGGGCAUCAGGCCACACCUACGGGCGGAGGCAGGGUGCCAGGUGACCAAUGAGAGUGCUUCCAGCUCAGCCUCCACACCCUCAUUGGCUGGGACCCCAGAACCAGGCCCGUCCAGUCCCCUGACCCCUGCUGAUGAACUCCUGGAACGCGGCUUCUUCAUCCGCAUGAAGUCCACCCUCACAAAGCGCGGGCUCCACGUCAAGUCUUCCGGCUACAAGGUGAUCCACGUGACGGGUCGGAUUCGCUGUCGCCCGGCGCUGGUGCCUAGCUCCGGCCGCUCGCUGCACCGGCCGCUGGGAUUGGUGGCGCUGGCUCACACGCUCCCGCCCUCCACCCUCAACGAGGUGCGCAUGGAGAGCCAGAUGUUCGUCUGCCGGGUCAACAUGGACCUGCAGGUCACCUACUGCGAGAACCGGAUCUCUGAGUAUAUGGACCUGAGCCCUGCGGAGGUGGUGGGGCAGACCUGCUACCAUUUCAUCCACGUGGAGGACCUGGAGAACAUCAGGCAGAGCCACGAAGACUUGUUGCGUAAGGGCCAGGUGGUGACGGGUUACUACCGCUGGCUGCAGAGGAGGGGGGGCUACCUGUGGGUCCAGUCCUGUGCCACCGUCUCCAUCAACCACAAGGCGCCCCACGAGCGCAACAUCAUCUGGGUCAACUACGUCCUCAGUCGUACUGAGCUGCCUGACAUGGCGUUGGAUUUACUACAACUCCCAGAAGGCCUCAGGGCAGAACGACUGGAGCGUGCCAGCUCAUCCCCUCAUAACAUCUCCCCAAAGGCUCCAGGCGCUCUGAAAGCAGGCAAACUGGAGUCGGAGCUGAAACAAGCCUACGCCCACCCGCCUUCCAGCCAAUCAGAGGAGAGGAGGAAGAGGCCGCGUCGACACAGCCCCUCCCCCGACGGAGCCCCUCUCGGAGCGCGGAGGCGCGUGCAGGAGUUCCGCCCGCGCGAGGAGAGCCCUGCCGUCUCCUCCGAACCCGGGAGCGAGAGCGAUGUGGAGGAGGAGGAGGAGGAG
Alosa sapidissima (American shad) is the source of this 1091-nucleotide messenger RNA. RefSeq names its product neuronal PAS domain-containing protein 3-like. Gene Ontology annotation, biological process: regulation of transcription by RNA polymerase II. Gene Ontology annotation, molecular function: RNA polymerase II transcription regulatory region sequence-specific DNA binding; protein binding; DNA-binding transcription factor activity, RNA polymerase II-specific. The transcript has 7 exons. The annotation marks the transcript as partial. The record is from RefSeq and is a predicted model, not a curated record. Lineage: Eukaryota; Metazoa; Chordata; Actinopteri; Clupeiformes; Clupeidae.